CCGAAGGCCAAUGGAGGGCACGACGGCUGAGCGGGCGCCGCUGCUUGGCGCGCGGCGGGCGCCGGCGGCCGGGGCGUUCGCGGGCCGCCGUGCGGCGUGCGGGGCCGUGCUGCUGACCGAGCUGCUGGAGCGUGCCGCCUUCUAUGGCGUCACGUCCAACCUGGUGCUGUUCCUGAAUGGCGCGCAGUUCGGCUGGGAGGGGACGCAGGCUAGCCAGGCGCUGCUGCUCUUCAUGGGCCUCACCUACCUGGGCUCGCCGUUCGGGGGCUGGCUGGCCGACGCGCGGCUCGGCCGGGCGCGCGCCAUCCUGCUCAGCCUGGCGCUCUACCUGCUGGGCAUGCUGGCCUUCCCGCUGCUGGCCGCGCCCGCCUCGCGCGCCGCGCUGUGCGGGGACCCGCGCCCCGAGCGCGUGCUCAACUGCUCGGCGCCCUACCCCAACGGCAGCGCCAUCUGCCCCGCCGUCGCCGGGCGCCGCUGUGCGCCCGCCACCUUCGCCGGGCUGGUGCUCGUGGGCCUCGGCGUGGCCACGGUCAAGGCCAACAUCACGCCCUUUGGCGCGGACCAGGUCAAAGAUCGAGGCCCAGAAGCCACUAGGAGAUUUUUUAAUUGGUUUUAUUGGAGCAUUAAUUUGGGAGCAAUCCUGUCGUUAGGAGGAAUUGCCUACAUACAGCAGAACAUGAGCUUUUUUGCUGGUUACCUGAUCCCCACGGUCUGCGUGGCCGUGGCUUUCGUGGUCUUUCUCUGCGGCCAGAGUGUCUUCAUCACCAAGCCCCCGGAUGGCAGUGCCUUCACAGAUAUGUUCAAGAUCCUGACCUACUCCUGCUGCUCCCAGCGGCAAAGUGGGAGACCCCUGGGCAGCAGUGAAGGCAUUGGAGUCUUUCAGCAAUCUUCUAAACAAAGUCUGUUUGAUUCAUGUAAGAUGUCGCGCGGAGGGCCGUUCACAGAGGACAAAGUGGAAGAUGUGAAAGCCCUGGUCAAGAUCGUGCCUGUGUUCUUGGCUUUGAUUCCUUACUGGACAGUGUACUUCCAAAUGCAGACCACGUAUGUCUUACAGAGUCUUCAUUUGAAGAUUCCAGAAAUCUCAAGUAUCACCACCACCCCGCACACGUUCCCGGCUGCAUGGCUCACCAUGUUUGAUGCGGUGCUCAUCCUGCUGCUCAUACCGCUCAAGGACAAGCUGGUGGACCCGGUGCUGAGAAGGAAUGGCCUUCUCCCGUCCUCCCUCAAGAGGAUUGCUGUGGGGAUGUUCUUCGUGAUGUGCUCGGCCUUUGCCGCAGGGAUCCUGGAGAGUAAAAGGCUGGACCUCGUUAGAGAGAAAACCAUCAAUCAGACCAUUGGCAACGUUGUGUACCACGCCGCAGACCUCCCCCUCUGGUGGCAGGUCCCUCAGUACGUGCUGAUUGGCAUCAGCGAGAUAUUUGCGAGUAUAGCAGGUCUAGAGUUUGCCUAUUCAGCAGCUCCCAAGUCCAUGCAGAGUGCCAUCAUGGGCCUGUUCUUUUUCUUCUCUGGUGUUGGAUCCUUUGUGGGCUCAGGACUGUUGGCACUAGUGUCUGUCAAAGCCAUUGGGUGGAUGAGCAACCACACAGACUUUGGCAACAUCAACGGCUGCCACCUGAAUUACUACUUCUUCCUCCUGGCCGCCAUUCAAGGAGCUACCCUCUUGCUUUUCCUCAUUGUUUCUGUGAGAUACGACCUCCAGCGCUCAAGAGCAGAUGGAGGGCCCACCGGCGGGAGUGGGAGGCCCUGACACUGCUGUGGCAUGGCACCAUUCUUGUGUUGAUCAGCCUGGUACGUUGGGUUGUGGCCACCCACAUUGCACUGAGAUCAGGGCUACAAAUGUCCAGCUUCUCUGAACACGAAUGGGGCCUGGAUGGAGUAGAUGAGCAUCGCCCUGUGGCUGGCUCCGGCAUGCUGGGCCCUCCUAGAGGAUUUGGGUCUGGAGUUUGGUUUUGCCAUGAGUGCUCUCUGCUGCUUCUGAGCUGUCUCCCCUUUUGCAGAGACUUGCACGUGGAGCUGGGGCGUCUUGGGGACUACAGCUGUGCUGGUUGGCACCCUGAUUUCUUAAAUAAUUCCACUUCCUCCCCACAAACCACAAGAGCUCCUUUUUUUUUUUUUCAAUUAAUGAGCAUUUACUUGUGUGGAGAUGGGCGAGUUCAGAGAAGCAGGGGUAGCCACAUGGGUCCUCUGAGUGGGUCCUCUGAAGGUCAUGCUCAUGGUUUCCAUGGUUGUAAGCCACAUGUCUUGCCAUUACCACAUUUUUUGGUGGGGCUGGUGGUGCGAGCGUCUCACCUGCCUCAAGAUUCUUACGUAAAGUGCUCGCGUUACUUUCUUAAGGAGACUUGGAUUGGUAAUACUCAAGACCAUGGGUCCACUCAAGCUGCACAGCAGCUUAAGGGUAUUUUAAAUCUUAUGGUUCAGGCCUUAUCUAAGAUGUUAUUUUUCAUACCAGUGAAACUAAAGACCGGUUUUGGUUGGCUGUGAGAAAUCCAUUAUUUUGACAGAAUUCGUGUAGUGGAAAUAAUUGACAGUGCAAUGUGAACUUGAGCUGUUGGACAGUCACUGACUUUUGUAUCAUUACUGAUGUAUCUGGAGUUCUGAGUUUAACUGAAUGAUUCUGUGUUUUUGCGGUACUUUUGCUAUAAUUUUAUUAUUAAAGCUUCUCGAAUGUGAGGCUGAGAACUAGUUCUUUGAUUUGUCCACAUUCAUUGUUGGUUCGACAUUCACACAGUUAUCGUGAGGGUUCAGUCUCAUGUCAGGUUGUGCAGUUUCCUGGAAUAAGAGCUGAUGAAAACUGUGGUGGGUGUCUGCUCUGCCAUAGCCGAGAAGAAAAGAAAGAUAACCAAAAACCAAACAACAAAACUCUUAAUUCCCUGUCUCCUGCCACCUUGACCCAUUUUGCUGACAGGACUCUCACCGUGUCACUAGUUCUCGGUGGAGCUGGAGGUGUGAGUUUGCCUGAAAAACUAGAAGGGGUCGAAGUAACUCGUUCUGUGCUAUAGGAACGAGUUACUCCCUGCAGGUCCAGUGUGUCUCUUUGGAAUGAGCCACGCAUUGAAAACCAUUAACCUAUGUUGUCAAAAGACAGAUUGUGCUCAUUAGGAGCUUGUGCUGUGUGUGAGAACACCCGAACCACCUCCUGUGUGUGCUGUGGGUGCCCUGGACACUGGCCAGUGGCCUCCUCAGCCACAGGGUUCCAUCUACUGUACCUAAUCAUCCCUUGAUGUUAUGGUGGGAAAUUCUCCCUGGAACAUCAGGGAAGACUGAAAAAGGACUCAAGUAACAGCCUGUGUUGUGAUGAGAAGUGUGUGUUCUCUGCCCCAGUCCUUGUCCAGAGCUCCUUGGGCGUUAGGAAAAUCUUUUCUUCCAGGAUCUGGUCCUCGACCUUUGUAAUUUUCUGGGCAAUAGCAGUGUUUUUGUCCUAGCGAGGCCACCCUUGGUGGGCUCCUGGAGCCUCGAGGACUGGUUGUCGGGAUCAAGUGUGGUGAUCACUCACGUUGCAGUUUUCACUCACCUGGCCUCAGAGUGGCAUCGGUCACUAUGACUCCAUAGUGAAGCCUCAGUAAAAUCCAUAGG
Castor canadensis (American beaver) is the source of this 3573-nucleotide messenger RNA. It is a transcript of the gene Slc15a4, whose product is annotated as solute carrier family 15 member 4. NCBI's taxonomy places the organism in Eukaryota, Metazoa, Chordata, Mammalia, Rodentia, Castoridae. Gene Ontology annotation, molecular function: transmembrane transporter activity. Gene Ontology annotation, cellular component: membrane. Gene Ontology annotation, biological process: oligopeptide transport; transmembrane transport. The record is from RefSeq and is a predicted model, not a curated record.